Molecule: messenger RNA, 2034 nt
Organism: Gracilinanus agilis (Agile Gracile Mouse Opossum)
Lineage: Eukaryota; Metazoa; Chordata; Mammalia; Didelphimorphia; Didelphidae
Gene: RASL11B
Product: RAS like family 11 member B
Exons: 4
Coding region: 196-960 (254 amino acids)
Molecular function (GO): GTPase activity; GTP binding
Source: RefSeq, a predicted model, not a curated record
CUUUCGAGCAGCGUUUAGUGGCUACAACCUCUUGCAGAGCUCCGGGAGCUAUCGCUGCUUCUUGCCGCUGCCUCCACCUCCAUCUCCGCCUCCGCCGCUGUGCACUCCGAGACUCCGGUGCGGCUGCCCAUCUUCCCCCUUAGCCAGACCAGUCAGCCCCGCCCGCCUUGUCCGGUCCAGCCCUCGGCCGGGGCGAUGCGCCUGAUCCAGAACAUGUGCACCAUUGCAGAAUACCCUACUCCCGGCAGCAGCGGCAGCGCCGCCGCCGCCUCCAUCGACUGCUGUCUGAGCGCAGUGUCGGGCCGCCGCCUAGUCAAGAUCGCUGUCGUGGGGGCUAGCGGAGUCGGCAAGACCGCACUGGUGGUACGAUUCCUGACCAAACGAUUCAUUGGCGACUAUGAAAGAAAUGCAGGUAAUCUUUAUACCCGGCAGGUCCAAGUAGAGGGAGAAACACUGGCAAUUCAAGUUCAAGAUACACCAGGAGUCCAGAUCCACGAACAAGGGUUGAGCUGCAAUGAACAAUUGAAUAGAUGUAUUCGCUGGGCUGAUGCUGUGGUGAUUGUCUUCUCCAUCAUCGAUUACAAGAGUUAUGAGCUGAUUGGCCAAUUGCACCAGCAUGUCCAGCAGUUACACCCAGGGGCCCGGCUGCCAGUUGUCAUUGUGGCCAACAAGGCAGAUCUGCUCCAUAUCAAGCAGGUAGAGCCACAGCAUGGACUGCAGCUGGCCAACAUGCUGGGUUGCACAUUUUACGAAGUGUCUGUCAGUGAGAAUUACAAUGAUGUCUACAAUGCCUUCCACGUCCUGUGCAAAGAAGUGAGUCACAAACAGCAGGUCACUAGCACACCAGAGAAGAGGAGAACCUCUCUCAUUCCUAGGCCAAAGUCUCCCAAUAUGCAGGACCUGAAGAGGAGGUUCAAGCAAGCCCUCUCUGCUAAAGUGAGGACUGUCACUUCAGUCUGAAAGCAGAACUUUUAAGAGAGAUUUUGGUCUUCCAAGGAAGUAGUCCUGAAGUUCCAAUCUUGGAAUGCUGAAUUCUGCUACUACAGGGUCUAAGGAAGGGCUGAACCUGAGAGGCUGAGAGCUCCUUCUGAACUGCUGCAGAAAGGGAAGAGCUGUUCUCUUGGCAGGACAGAAUCGAUGAGCCUUGAAUACGUUCAUGAAGUCGUUCUAGCAUGCGGCCAGCAGGAUAAAUGCUAUUCAGAAGGGUUGGACCUCUCUGAAUCAGUGAAAUAAUAUGUGUCGUCUUCCCCUCGUGGGCUAUGAGUGCUGUGGCUUUGUCUACACAUACCACCUUUGUAAAGAAACCAGUUGAUUGUUGUUUCACAGGAAAAUUGUUGUUUCACAGGAAAAGUAUGGACACUGUGAUGUACAAUGAGGCUAGAAGAACUCAAGUAAAGCAUUCACUUGCUUCUCUUUACCUCCCCCCUUGCCCAGAAGAAUGAUGUUGCAAUAGCAGUUUAGGUUUCCAGUGCCGAAGCACAAAAAAUUAAUUUGCAAAAUGCCAUUCUAACUUAGGGGGCAACCAAAUUCCUUCAUGAAUAAGGAACAAAAUGCUUCCUACUAAUAGAUACCACUGUUGGGUUUCUGGGCCUAAAUUUUCUGUAAGACAAACACAUACGAUUGUAAGCUUACACCAAUGCAAAAAAAAGGUACUUGAUGCUUGCUUGAAAUAUGAUGGGUGUGAUUUGCUGGGUCCAAAGGAUGCAGCGGUUGAGUCACUUAGUAAUUGUUAGUAACUGUCAGAUUGUUUUCUUUUGUUUUGGUAUCAGGUGCAGAAAAAACCAACAGGUGGAUAUCAUGUUAAUUGAUUAUUAUGUGUUUUGUAUAACAGCUCUUGGCAAUGAAGCUGGAAUGCCUUCUAGGCUUGGCUGAGCCAUGACUGGUGGCUAAAUGCUAAAGCACCAUCUUAGAGUGAAAAGAUGGGGGUGGGGGAGGUCAAUGAGUCCCCCAAACUAUACAGAUGCACUUUAAAAAGCCACUUGUGCUUUUGCUUAAACUGUAAUUAAUUUAUUUUAUGUACAAUAAAAAGCUCAU